Messenger RNA from Nothoprocta perdicaria, 1645 nucleotides. It is a transcript of the gene RPL7L1, whose product is annotated as ribosomal protein L7 like 1. Gene Ontology annotation, cellular component: cytosolic large ribosomal subunit. The transcript has 7 exons. Gene Ontology annotation, molecular function: structural constituent of ribosome; RNA binding. Gene Ontology annotation, biological process: maturation of LSU-rRNA from tricistronic rRNA transcript (SSU-rRNA, 5.8S rRNA, LSU-rRNA). The record is from RefSeq and is a predicted model, not a curated record. NCBI's taxonomy places the organism in Eukaryota, Metazoa, Chordata, Aves, Tinamiformes, Tinamidae. The coding region runs from base 16 to 759 and encodes 247 amino acids.
AKGGGCAGCGGCAAGAUGGCGGAGCCCGAGCCGAAGCGGAAGAUCCCGCUGGUGCCCGAGAACCUGCUGAAGAAGCGGAAGGCCUACCAGGCCCUGAAGGCCACGCAGGCCAAGCAGGCGCUGCUCAACAAGCGCAAGCACCAAAAAGGGAAACAGAUCCAGUUUAAACGCCUGGAGACUUUUGUUCGAGAUUCCUGGCGCAAACACCGAGAUGAGGUCAGGCUGCGGCGCAUGAAGCAGAGGCCUGGAAGGGUGGCUGUGCCACAGGACCACAAACUGGCCUUUGUUGUACGGAUUGCAGAGAUUAAGGGAAUAAGUCUGAAGGUACGAAGAGUGAUUGAGUUGCUUCGGUUGAGAAAAAUUUUCAGUGGAACAUUUGUCAAACUGACUCCACACUCUCUGAAUAUGCUAAGGAUUGUGGARCCUUAUGUGGCAUGGGGAUACCCUAAUCUCAAGUCUGUACGAGAGCUCAUUCUGAAACGGGGUCAAGCCAAGAUUAAUGAAAAGAAGGUCCCUCUGACAGACAAUGUGUUGAUAGAAGAACAUUUAGGAAACUGUGGUAUUAUUUGUCUGGAAGAUCUCAUUCAUGAAAUCUACUCAGCUGGGAAAUACUUCCAAAAAGUCACGGACUUUCUGUGGCCAUUCCAUCUGUCAGUGGCUCGCCACGCUGCACGGAAUCAAGUGGGUUUCCUCAAGGAAAUGGGCAAGCCMGGCUGCAGAGGUGAAGAAAUCAACCGACUUAUCCGUCAGCUGAACUGAUGAGGGUCUUUGAAAACAUUGAGGUUUAUGAGCUGUACCUCGUCAGAGGUAAUUUUCAUGGACAUCUGGUUCUGCUGUAAAUACUGCAACCAUCUCCUGAUUGCUGCUGGCUUUAUUUUAAAAAUAAAAUUAAYGGUGCAGUUUAAGGAAGAAGAGAAGAUACAUUUGGUGUAAGCACAAGGCGACUUGAACUUCCUGGAGCAAGUUGACUUCGGCACCUCAGCAAAACACACUUUUUGGAUGCCUUAACGCAGUUAUGUAUUGGCCAUUUCCUGCCUCUAACUGUGGCAAAAAAAUAACUCGUCAAAAAACAUUGGUUGUYAUUCCAUUUAAAUUUUAUUUUUUACAAAUGAUAUGUGGUGUUAAUACAUUGAUCCAUUUCUCACUGAGGGAAAUGCUUGAAGCUGCACUUGCUGGUAUAGUCCUCUUCCCAGGUAGACAUAGGCCAUGCAGUCUCYGGUUUAAAACAGUGCUCUGCUGACAGGCAGAGGAAUAGGGUGGGUACUGUCCUCAGCGCAGUGCCAGCCCUGGCCAGGAAUACCAGGUAAUGGAAGURUCUGAAUCAUGCUUUUUUUACAAUCUCUGAAUUGUACUGGUAACAUGAGAUAGAACAACUUGACCUUCUUUUCUAAGUUCAACUAUUCCAUGGUAGGAAAGCCCAUUAAAUCUAUAAUAUGGCUUCAGAUUAUAUAUGAGUAAGGUUUUUUUAAUAAACUUUUUUAAAAAAGGAAAAAAAAGUUACAAUAUUUUUGCCUUACAGGAUUCAGGACUACUGGACCUAGGCUCUUUGCUGUUGUAAAGCAGUUACUGUUUUUGAGGUUGACACUUUGAUGGUACGAAAGCAAAUACCUACUCUCUAUCACCACUUACAAUAGAACAAGUGAAA